Labeo rohita (rohu) is the source of this 5149-nucleotide messenger RNA. RefSeq names its product basement membrane-specific heparan sulfate proteoglycan core protein. NCBI's taxonomy places the organism in Eukaryota, Metazoa, Chordata, Actinopteri, Cypriniformes, Cyprinidae. The record is from RefSeq and is a predicted model, not a curated record. Gene Ontology annotation, molecular function: transmembrane signaling receptor activity. Bases 103 to 4758 code for a protein of 1551 amino acids. The transcript is spliced from 30 exons. Gene Ontology annotation, biological process: cell surface receptor signaling pathway.
CGCUGAGGAAGAAGGAAGUUCACAUAACACUUUGCAUUCAAGAUCAUUCAAGACAUGCACGAGUUUUGUUCACUGGUGUCUCUGCUUUGACUACAGCUGCAGAUGGAAAGGUUUAAAAUCUUCCUUUUGACAGUGGCAGUGAGUGCGCAAGUAACAUCUCAAGACAGCACUGAUGAACUGCCUCAAGCACAAAUCCAGUCUAACUGGACUGAAGCAUUUACUGGUGAAAAAGUGUCUUUGCAGUGUGUCAUUCAAAGUGUAUCGACAAGCUUGAAUUAUUUGUGGUUCAAGGGCUCAGACAAGAUUGUCUCCAGUGGUGAAAUAAGCAUAAAUGGAAAUACUCUCACACUCUCAGUUGACUCCAGUCGUAACGGGACAUAUGAGUGUCAAGCUGAGCUGCAGGGCAGAAAUGUGACGACUGCAAAACCGUAUUUGUUAAGAGUUAAAGAACUGCCUCACCCGAAAUUGUCAAUAGAGUCUAAAUGGAAAGUGUUUUACCCAACUGAGAAAGUGACUCUGAAGUGUUCAAUCGAUGAAGAUUCAAAUGAAUGGGGCUAUGAAUGGUUUAGAAACGGAAAUCAACUUCACGAGGACAUUUCCUCAUCUGGAAACACACUCUCCAUCAGCUCAGCUAAAGCAAUUCAGUCAGGACAGUACACCUGCAGAGGAAAACAUCUGACAAGACCGACAGUGACUACAAAUCAAACUGAAGCUGUGCAACUUCGUAUUCAGGAUGACACACCAAAACCAACCAUUACAAAACAUCAGUGGUUUGAAUUCUUCUAUACUGAGGAGCGAGUCCAGCUUCACUGUAACAUGCCAGGAGACGGUUGGGAAUACCACUGGCAUAAAGACUCGAAUCCUCUGACCACAAAUCCAGAAUUAACCAUCAACUCCACAUCUGUCAAUGACACUGGUGUUUAUCACUGCAAAGCACAGAGAGGAGACUUCUCAGUGGACAGUGAGACUGUUCAAGUGCGAGUUCAAAAACCGCCUGAACCACAAAUCCAGUCUAAUUGGACAGAAGCGUUUCCUGGUGAAAAUGUGUCUUUGCAGUGUGUCAUUCAAGAUGUAUCAAAAAACUGGAAUUAUUUGUGGUUCAAGAACUCAAGCGAAAUCUCCAGUGGUGAAAUAAAUAUAAAUGGAAAUACUCUCACACUCUCAGUUGAGUCCAGUCAUAACGGGGCAUAUGAGUGUCAAGCUGAGCUGCAGGACAGAAACGUGACUACUGCAAAAAGUACAUCGCAUUCGUUAACAGUCCAUGGAUCACAGCCAACAAUCCUUCUGGAGCAAGAUCCACCAUACCCUGAGAUCUACACUGGAGAGCAAGUCAAACUCAGUUGUAGAAUUCAAGAGCAGACAUCACAAUGGGAAUAUCUGUGGAAAAAAGAUUCACAGCAAGUAAACACUGACGUCAACAAUUCCAUUUACACUAUUCAGAAUGCUACACGUUCGCAAAAAGGGGAAUAUACUUGCCACGUACAAAGGAGAGAGAUGACAUUUGCAAAGUCUACAAAUUUGACAAUAAGAGAACGGCCUGAACCAAAAAUCCAGUCUAAUUGGACAGAAGCAUUUACUGGUGAAAAAGUGUCUUUGCAGUGUGUCAUUCAAGAUGUUUCUGAAAACUGGAAUUAUUUGUGGUUCAAGAACUCAAGCGAAAUCUCCAGUGGUGAAAUAAAUAUAAAUGGAAAUACUCUCACACUCUCAGUUGAGUCCAGUCAUAACGGGGCAUAUGAGUGUCAAGCUAAGCUGCAGGACCGAAAGGUGACGACUACCAAAAGCACAAUGCAUUUGUUAAGAGUUAAAGAACUGCCUCAGCCGAAAUUGUCAAUAGAGUCUAAAUGGAAAGUGUUUUACCCAACUGAGAAAGUGACUCUGAAUUGUUCAAUCGAUGAAGAUUCAAAUGAAUGGGACUAUGAAUGGUUUAGAAACGGAGCUCAGCUUCACGAGGAUGAGGACAUUUCCUUUGCUGGAAACACACUCUCCAUCAGCUCAGCUAGAGCAAAUCAUUCAGGACAGUACACCUGCAGAGGAAAAUAUAUGAAGAGAACAUCAGUGACUACAAAUCAAACUGAAGCUGUUCAACUUCAUAUUCAGGGCAUCACACCAAAACCAAACAUUACAAAACAUCAGUGGUUUGAAUUUUUCUACACUAAGGAGCGAGUCCAGCUUCAUUGUAAUAUGCCAGGAGUAGGUUGGGAAUACCACUGGUAUAAAGACUCGAAACUUUGGAUCACAAAUCCAGAAUUGACCAUCGACUCAGCAUCUGUCCCUGACACCGGUGACUUUCACUGCGAAGCAAAGAGAGGUAACUUCUCCAUGGACAGUGAGACUGUUCAAGUGCGAGUUCAAAAACUGCCUCAGCCGAAAUUGUCAAUAGAAUCUAAAUGGAAAGUGUUUUACCCAACUGAGAAAGUGACUCUGAAUUGUUCAAUCGAUGAAGAUUCAAAUGAAUGGGACUAUGAAUGGUUUAGAAACGGAGUUCAGCUUAACAAGGACGAGGACAUUUCCUCAUCUGGAAACACACUCUCCAUCAGCUCAGCUAAAGCCAGUCAUUCAGGACAGUACACCUGCAGAGGAAAACAUCUGAUGAGAACGUCAGUGACUACAAAUCAAACUGAAGCUGUGCACCUUCAUAUUCAGAAUGGCACACCAAAACCAAACAUUACAAAACAUAAGUGGUUUAAAUUCUUCUACACUGAGGAGCAAGUCCAGCUUCACUGUAACAUGCCAGGAGACGGUUGGGAAUACCACUGGCAUAAAGACUCGAAUCCUCUGACCACAAAUCCAGCAUUGACCAUCAACUCCACAUCUGUCUCUGACACCGGUGACUUUCACUGCAAAGCAAAGAGAGGAGACUUCUCAGUGGACAGUGAGACUGUUCAAGUGCGAGUUCAAAAACCACCUGAACCACAAAUCCAGUCUGAUUGGACAGAAGCAUUUCAUGGUGAAAACGUGUCUUUGCAGUGUGUCAUUCAAGAUGCAUCAAAAAAAUGGAAUUAUUUGUGGUUCACAGACUCAGACAAAAUUGUUUCCAGUGGUGAAAGAAGCAUAAAAGGAAACACUCUCACACUCACAAUUGAGUCCAGUCAUAACGGGGCGUAUGUGUGUCAAGCUGAGCUGCAAGACAGAAAUGUGACGACUGAAAAAAGUGCAGCGCAUUCGUUAACAGUUCAUGAACGGCCUCAACCGAAAUUGUCAUUAGAGUCUCAGUGGAAUAUAUUUUACCCAACUGAGAAAGUGACUCUGAAGUGUUCAGUCGAUAAAGAUUCAAAUGAAUGGGGCUAUGAAUGGUUUAAAAACAAAGCUCCGCUUCACGGGGACAAAGACGUUUCCUUAUCUGGAAACACACUCUUCAUCAGCUCAGCUAAAGCCAGUCAUUCAGGACAGUACACCUGCGGAGGAAAAUAUAUGAAGAGAACGUCAGUGACUACAAAUCAAACUGAAGCUGUGCACCUUCAAAUUAAUGAUAACACCCCAAAACCAAACAUUACAAAACAUGUGUGGUUUGAGUUGCUCUACACUGAUGAACAAGUCCAGCUUCAUUGUGAAAUGCAAGGAGUCGGUUGGGAAUACCACUGGUAUAAAGGCUUAAAUUUUCGGAUCACAAAUCCAACUCACACCAUCAACUCAACAACUGUUGCUGACACUGGUGACUAUUAUUGCAAAGCGCAGAGAGGAGACUUCUCAGUCGACAGUGAGACUGUACAAGUGCGAGUUGAAGCUCAUCCACCUGCCUUCCUAAAUCUGGAGACUGAACUGAGCGACAUCAUGACUGGAGAAGUGACUCUCAGGUGUAACGUCUCAGACGGGAGACAGUGGAACUACACCUGGUACAUGAACAGACAGAAGCUCGACGAAUCCUCAGAUGUACUCAAAGUGCCAGGAAAUGAAGAAACAAUCAAAAGUGAAUUCAAGUGCAAAGGAAUAAGGACAGAGAGGCCGCUGUACUCUGCUCUGAGUGACGGCUUCACAGCCAAUAAUAUUAUAUUCAAAAGAAAAAUACUGCUGGCAAUCUCAGGAUGUCUCGUCUGCUGUAUUGUAAUCCUGAUCAUUGGAUGCAUUGUUUUAAAAAUCACCCGUAAACCAGGGGUAAAAGAAAGAGCAACAGAGGACUUGUUUUUCUCAAUGAAAGACUCCAACAACCAAAUUGUUUCACCCAUGAAGGAGUACAUGGACGACAUACCAAUAGAGCUGGAGGAAUGUCAGGAAACAGAAGAACUGAUCACUGAUCAUGCUUCAGCCAUUCAUGAGGAUGGUGUGAUUGAAGAUGAAGAAACACCAGCAUCAGAAUCCAAUGGCCUGACAUCAUUUAAGGGGGUGAAAGAUACAGCACCAGAGGACUUGGUUUUAUCAGUGACAGACUCCAAAAACCAAGCUGUUUCACCCAUUAAGGAUAUAGACAACAGUCCAACAGAGCUGGAGGAAUGUCAGGAAAAAGAAGAACUGAUCACUGAUUGCGCUUCAGCCGUUCAUGAGGAUGGUGUGGUAAUUAAAGGUGAAGAAACACCAGCAUCAGAAUCCAAUGGCCUGACAUCAUUUAAAAUUUCUCUUAAAGGUGAAGAAACACCAGCAUCAGAGUCCAAUGGCCUGACAUCAUUUAAAGAUGAAGAAACACCAGCAUCAGAGUCCAAUGGCCUGACAUCAUUUAAAGAUGAAGAAACACCAACAUCAGAAUCCAAUGGCCUGACAUCAUUUAAAGAUAAAGAAAAACCAGCAUCAGAAGCCAAUGGCCUGACAUCAUUUAAAGAACUCUGAAGCAUUUUGCCAGCGAUCAGCCUCACAAUGGAAUUUCUGUAUGUGUACCGAGGCACAGCUAAAUGACGUGCUUAUUUUAAAACAACUGUAUUAGCAUGGCACUCUGUCUGCUUGUGUAUAAUUGAACUGCAGUGUUGUGGAGACAGAGUGCUGUAAAUGAAGACAGUGUUUGUAAGGGGAGAUUAAUUAAUGGAUAACAGGAAAAUUAGUUAUCAGAAAAAAAGGAAAAAAAAUCUGUACAUAUCUGUACAUACCCAUACCGUCUGUUUCAUAUUGCAAAUAUUACAGCACCACAGAAAACAAGAAGUAUUGAUUGUAAUACACCAUACAAUGAUGGAUGAUUUGUUAAUGUAAUGUGUUUGAAUAUUGAACAAGCUUUUAUUUUUUGCUC